Molecule: messenger RNA, 2731 nt
Organism: Dromiciops gliroides (monito del monte)
Lineage: Eukaryota; Metazoa; Chordata; Mammalia; Microbiotheria; Microbiotheriidae
Gene: FGF11
Product: fibroblast growth factor 11
Exons: 5
Coding region: 1762-2463 (233 amino acids)
Biological process (GO): positive regulation of protein phosphorylation; positive regulation of gene expression; animal organ morphogenesis
Cellular component (GO): cytoplasm
Molecular function (GO): growth factor activity; fibroblast growth factor receptor binding
Source: RefSeq, a predicted model, not a curated record
CUACUUCCAUUUCCAGGUCCUCUAACAGAUCCAGGAGUCCCUUUCCACCGUCCCCCUUUUGAUGCUGUCUCCGCCCCCUGCCCCGCCCUCGGGUAGGGUUCUGGGGCUGAGGUGGGGGAGCAAGAUGCGAGUUUGCGGCUGCCGCUACUGCUGCCGUUACUGCUUCUGCUGCCUAGGCUUGCUUUCCAAUCAGUCCUGCUGCUGAGGCCUGGAGCGCCGCCAUCGGGGAACUGGGGACGCCCUGUGAACCCACCCCUAUUUCCCUGGGUGGGAGGGAUAGAGAGCGCCGAGGUGGACCGCGCGGGGAACCCUCUGCUGACAGGGGGACAGUGAGGGAGGAGAAUAUGAGAGCCUGAGCCAUCCAUCACUGCCGGCAGCACGAUCAACAGGACAGGUUUGGGGGGUCUCAGGAAAGUGGGGUACAAGCAAUCGCUUGGGAACGUGGAAGGGGACCCUGGGGAGCGCAGAAUCUCGUGGAGGGGAAAUACAGGAGGCAGGUUGAUUUAGGGAGAACCAGGAAGAAAAUGGGGUGCAACACUUCGGGGUAGCUGGCUGGAGGUCAAAUAGCUCCAUAUUCCGGAAGACUGCAUCAAGACUCUCCAAAGACGUUUUGUGGGAUACCCAGAGUGAAAUUAAAGACUCAGUAUUUUGGGGUGACAGGAUGUAAGAAGGGAGCUUCCAUACCCACUGCACCUUGAUAACCCCUAAAUUGCUAGGGCUGGAAGGGCAUAUUUAGAAGCACCAAAGAAGUGAAGGUAAGGAUAAGUUGAAAGGAUACCUAGUCACCAGAAACUAGGGCCUGUAGGGUUUGGGGGGGCGGGUAGAGGGUGUUGACUUGGUGAAAAGGGGAGGCGUAAGCCAAGUUUAUAGUUGAUUUGGAAAGCUCAGAACCCUGUCAUAUGGAACCUCCCAGAAGUUCUGGGCUAUAGGUUUUGAGUGAUGGGAAGAGGUAGAAGGUGCAUUCCAAUUUGGAGACUAAAGGGUGGCAAAGAGGACCCCAGCUCCCGUUAACCUCCUCACAGCUGCUGCACCAAGUGUUGCUGUGAAUGGGUGAUUUGGAGAUGUUGUAGCCCUUGUUUCCUUCUCACCCUUUCUAGAUUUCUUGAGCUGACAGGGUGGAGUUGUGAGAUUAAUUUCCGUCAACACCCAUAGCGAGUUAGGGUCUACAAAAUCUGGGCAGGGGAGAUUAUAUGGAGAGGUGCAGAAAAACGGGGUCCUUGGACUUACAUCGAUUUAGGGUCAGGGCAGUGAAGGAAAGGAGAGAAAAUUUGGGGCUAAGAGGAAGGAGAACCCAGGAAUUGGCGGCAAGAGCUGGGCAAUCACAAAGCUUGAACUGAGUAAGAGUUCAAGGAUUCCCAUCAAGUUUAGGGGUGACAGGGGAAGAGGGCGGUUAAAGGGACCCCUUUGAGGUAGACUUAGGAGGGCUUACCGGGUUACUACUUGACGGCAAGGAAUCCAGGAACGCAAAGAGGAGUAUCGGGGAUAAAUUUGGAGGUACCACCUUGUUUGAGAGAGGAGAUUGGAGGGUGCCUUCCUGGAAGAAGGGAAGGAUUUAACGUUCAUCCUAGAACUAGCUGCCAGUUUGGAGUGUUUUUCAAUUGAGGAAGGGGAUUCUGGGAGUCAGGUUGAGACUGAGGUUUGUAUCCUAUUGAGGUACCUCCAUACAAUUUGGGCUGUAUACCUCCAUUGUGAAAGUGGCGGAGUUAGGGGACAUCGUAGGGAGAUUCGACUGUCCCCUAAAAGGAGGGAAGGUGGUUGGAGAUGGCGGCGCUGGCCAGCAGCCUGAUCAGGCAGAAGAGAGAGGUACGAGAUCCUGGGACUAGCCGACCGGUGUCAGCCCAACGGCGAGUGUGCCCGAGGGGGACUAAGUCCUUGUGUCAGAAGCAGAUACUGAUUCUGCUCUCCAAGGUCCGUCUGUGUGGGGGGCGACGGGCUCGGCCGGACAGGGCCCCGGAACCCCAGCUCAAAGGCAUCAUCACAAAGCUUUUCUGCCGUCAGGGUUUCUAUCUCCAGGCCAAUCCAGAUGGGAGCAUCAAUGGGACACAAGAAGAUACCAGCUCCUUCACUCAGUUUAACCUGAUCCCUGUGGGUCUCCGAGUGGUCACUAUCCAGAGCACCAAGCUGGGGCACUAUGUAGCCAUGAAUGCUGAGGGGCUACUCUACAGCUCGCCACACUUUACAGCAGAGUGUCGCUUUAAGGAGUGCGUCUUUGAGAAUUACUACGUCCUCUACGCCUCUGCCCUUUAUCGCCAGCGUCGUUCAGGCAGAGCCUGGUAUUUGGGUUUGGACAAGGAGGGCCAUGUCAUGAAGGGAAAUAGAGUCAAGAAGACCAAAGCUGCUGCCCACUUUGUGCCUAAGCUCCUUGAAGUGGCUAUGUACCGGGAGCCUUCCCUGCACAAUGUACCUGAGACAUCUCCUGCAAAUGAGAAGCCUCCUCCAGCCUCUUUGCCUCCUGAAACAUAACCCUGUUGUCUGGGAGCAGCCCUCAAGUCUUCCAUCAAGACAGCCAUACAGAUCCCAGACUAAGCCAGUCAUUCUGGUCUCUCAUCUUUUUUCAUUCCUUCUUUGCCAUUCCCCUGCCACAAUCCCUGACUUAGAAUAUUUCUUUCUGAAGGGCAGCUAGGUGGCGCAGGAAAUAAAGCACCGGCCCUGGAUUCAGGAGGACCUGAGUUCAAAUUUGGCCUCAGACACUUGACACUUACUAGCUGUGUGACCCUGGGCAAGUCACCUA